Suillus paluster is the source of this 1212-nucleotide messenger RNA. RefSeq lists its product as uncharacterized. Lineage: Eukaryota; Fungi; Basidiomycota; Agaricomycetes; Boletales; Suillaceae. The transcript has 9 exons. The record is from RefSeq and is a predicted model, not a curated record. Bases 1 to 945 code for a protein of 314 amino acids.
AUGUCUGGAUCAUCAUGGGCCGAUCGCCAGUGUGAUCUUAAAGAAGGCAUCUAUUAUAUCCGAAAUUCCAGCUUGGAUUGUUAUGCUGGCAUUCUCCGCAAUGGUAGUGACAACGCACUUCGUGGAGUGUCCAAUGAUCCCAAGAAGUACUACAUGAAGUGGCGCGUGGUUGAUUCUGUAGAUUGGGGCACCCGUAAGGUCUACUCGAUCACCGAGGCCGAUAGUGGAUUCAACUUGGGUCUGGAUGACUCGGACCUCAGACAAAACAAACCUGAGGCUGUCCAGCGCAGCCGAUACAGCGGCAUCUGGUACUUCUCGAAGACUGACACAGGUUACAUGAUUUUUGACGGUCGUGACAAGGUGUGGAACCUCGACAAGAGAGGCGAACCGAUCAUACUCUCCGACAAGGAUAUCUUCGGCGAGGGUGCCUUCAACAGAAAUGCCAUCCGCAGACGUGCCCUCGAAAAAUAUCCGAAACCCCAGAGCUGGCAAUUCGUGCCAGCCAAUGAAAUCCCAUCCAUCAUCGAUUAUCCCACAACCGGCGUAUAUUACAUCCAAAAUCUCAGCAAAUUGGAUUGUUACGCUGGCGUUCGCAAGGAUGACUGCGCACUUCGUGGAGUAGCCAAUGAUCCCGAGCAGUACAGCGUGAAGUGGCGCGUAAUUUAUCUGCAUCCCAGUGAGGACGAUCCAGACUGGCACGCCCACCGUAUCAUCGAUGUCAAUGAAGUAUGCGGUUUGGGCAUGGGUGGUGGCGUCGGACAAAACCCAACUGUCCUCCCCGAGCACCACCUUGGGUUGUGGUUCAUCAGGAAGACUGGCACGGGUCACAUUAUUUCUCCGUUCCAUGACGACAAAUACACUUUAUACCUUGGCAACAAAGACGAGCUAAUCGUGGUCUCCGACGAAGCAGAUCCCCAGAGCUGGCGAUUCGUGCAGGCUGAAUAACACCGUGUUGCUGAAAGCAACCGCAUUGGGAGAAGGUUGGGAGAGGGCAAGUAUUACCACCCUGAAACAAUAAGAAUGCAGUCCGUCGUUUCGAGUGCGUAAUAAGUUGUUUGCAGGUGCUGAAGAUGAGAUUGGGCAUGUUGUGUAUCGUUGAUGCGGACUAGAGUGGUGGUGGAUGGUUGUACUUUGAUAGGUAUAAAAGAAAGAUGACUGCCACAUCCUACUCCAGGUUAUUUACUAAAAAUCUAUGUUGUCCUUAAGGUCUCA